AUGGAUUUCUCAUAUCCACUAAACAGUGAUGAUCCGGUUUUGGUUAAAUAUACAAUAUUUCAAGACCCAAUUGUUGAUUCUUAUGAAAGAAGGGUCUAUUCUUUUCUUGACUUUACUGGCCAACUUGGUGGGUUCUUUGAAAUAUUGGUCAUAUCCGGAGGACUUUUAGUCAAUUACUUUUCAACCAAACUUUAUAAUUACUCGCUCUUCAAUCAACUUUAUUGAGCCGAUAACAAUUAUUGCAGUCUUCACAAAUCUGAAAUCCAAAUUCAGCCGAAGCCUUCAAAGCCAGUCCAUAAGAAUUUUCAAAGAGAGCAAAACGAAGUAGUGAAGAGCCAAGAAAGUUCUGUUUCAAAUGGAUCCAACAACCAGAAUGAUCCACUUGAUAAAUAGCGACACCAAAACAAAGCUUAUAGAUCAGAUCAGAGCUAAACUGCUUGCAACCAGGACAUUCAGCUUCUCCUUCAGAGAUUACCUGAAGAGCUGUCUGCCUUUUGUCAAGAACAGACCCAAGUCCAAAUACCAAGAACUUAACCACAGACUUAAUCGCGAGUGAGAUCUACCAGAAGUCAUAGGAGCGCUGCGUCAACUCAAGACUCUUGUGAAGAUGCUGGUCAAUGACCAUCAGCGUUUGCUCAUGAGCUUCGACCCCAGAGGCAGGCUCGGACAAUCACAAGCGAAACAGAGCUCAACCUCAGACACUUUAUGCAACCACCAGUUUUGGAUUGAAGCUGAUUUUCCUUCAAAGCAUGAACCAAACAUCGAAAGUUAUCACUCAAGAGUGGAUGCAUUGGUUGAGAAGCUCAAGGAAGUGGCUCCAGACGAACUCAAGCGAGACUCUCAUGCAAUCCUUGGCAUCAGUUGUCGUGAGUCCCGAAUGGAAUCUAGAAUAGAAUCUCAAGUGGAGUUUGCAGAAGAACCCCACUCGAAGUGUUCUAACCCAGCAAUUGCUUCGAACAACACCAAAGACAAAAGUCUAUCAAAAAUUGGGUUGAUAGAGGAAGAGAAGGAAAAUAAAGAUUGGAAGGAGUACCCUGUGAAGAACUUCAACGAUAUUUAGCUUUAAGAAGUAUCAAUUUUUAUCUAUUACCUU
Moneuplotes crassus is the source of this 1093-nucleotide messenger RNA. The record is from the annotation of a GenBank genome assembly. Lineage: Eukaryota; Ciliophora; Spirotrichea; Euplotida; Euplotidae.